AUUUGCUAGAAGCUGAACAGGUAGCUAAGUCUGGAAUCAUAAGAGCAUCUACAAAAUUUCUUUGCCAUGUCAGACUACCUUUGGUUUGAAGGGAUGCCUUUCCCUGGUUUGGGUUAUACAAAAGAAUUACUUGAAGAAAUCCGUGAUAAAUUUGUGGUGAGAGAUGAAGACACAGUCAUACUGACUUACCCCAAAUCAGGAACUAACUGGCUAAUUGAGAUGAUCUGCUUGAUUCAGACUAAAGGGAAUCCCAAGUGGAUUCAAUCUGUUCCCAUUUGGGAACGCUCACCCUGGAUAGACAAUGAAGAAGGAUAUCAGUUAUUAAUCAACAGGAAAGGACCACGCCUCAUCACCUCCCACCUUCCCUUCCAUAUUUUUCCCAGGUCUUUCUUCAGUUCCAAUGCCAAGAUGAUCUAUGUCAUCAGAAAUCCCAGAGAUGUACUUGUGUCUGGUUAUUUUUUCUGGUGUAAGACAAAUCUUGUUAAGAAUCCAGAGUCACUGAGUACUUACUUUGAAUGGUUCCUCAAAGGAAAUGUGGCAUAUGGAUCAUGGUUUAACCAUACUUGUGCCUGGAUGUCCAUGAGAAAAAUGGACAACAUUUUGGUACUGAGCUAUGAAGACAUGAAAAAGGACACAAGGAAAAUCAUAGAGAAGAUCUGUGACUUCCUAGGAAAGAAAUUAGAGCCAGAUGAACUCGAUCUGGUCCUCAAGUACAGCUCCUUUCAAGCAAUGAAAGAAAAUAAAAUGUCCAAUUUUAGCCUCAUCACGGAAGAUGAGGUUACUAACGGAUUGGUCCUCCUGAGAAAAGGCAUGACUGGGGACUGGAAGAAUCACUUUACAGUAGCCCAAGCUGAAGCUUUCAACAAGAAAUUCCAAGAGAAAAUGGCUGGUUUCCCUCCAGGGUUGUUCCCAUGGGAAUAAGUUCUUAAAACUUUUAAAUAAUGUAAGGACAGUGGGGUUUAUCUUCCUGUUGUUGUACAUGUGAAUGACUGAGUGUGGUCAUAUAAUAAAUAAUGUUACUGUA
Microtus oregoni (creeping vole) is the source of this 1024-nucleotide messenger RNA. Its product is annotated as sulfotransferase 2A1-like. Gene Ontology annotation, molecular function: sulfotransferase activity. Gene Ontology annotation, biological process: sulfation. Bases 67 to 921 code for a protein of 284 amino acids. The record is from RefSeq and is a predicted model, not a curated record. Lineage: Eukaryota; Metazoa; Chordata; Mammalia; Rodentia; Cricetidae. The transcript is spliced from 6 exons. Gene Ontology annotation, cellular component: cytoplasm.